Molecule: messenger RNA, 1326 nt
Organism: Aspergillus luchuensis
Lineage: Eukaryota; Fungi; Ascomycota; Eurotiomycetes; Eurotiales; Aspergillaceae
Product: C3HC4 finger protein
Exons: 3
Coding region: 1-1326 (441 amino acids)
Source: RefSeq, a predicted model, not a curated record
AUGGACUCUGCGAGUCGGCCUGCUUUUGAAGGGCUUCCCACGGCGAUUCCCAACGAUACCAACUUCCAAAACACCCCAACUUCAGCCACUUUGGCCCAGCCUAACACCCAAGACGUAAUGGACAUCAUUCCUGACGUGCCGCGUCCGACAUAUCAUCAAGAAGUCCCUACGGUCGCGAGUCUGUCUGGGGCUCCAAACACCUUCUCAGCCAAUGCUGCCUCAAACCAAACAGAUUCUUUCACUUCACAGCAAACACCACCGAGAACCUACUUCUCAUACUUGAGCAAUGGCGUCAUAACAAUGCCCCGUUACACGCCGAACCAGUACUACGGGGAGCCGAGCAAUAUCGGUCAUCAACUGGAUUAUAUUCCUGGUGGAGAUCGAGGUCGCUCAUUCGCAUACCCUCAUACACGAACUCUCUCACUUCCACAGAAUCAACACAGCGGCCUUCCUGCCUACCCCCAGCGAGACCCGCGUUCAAGCAACACCCGACCAGCAAUGUCCAUGACGACGCCGGAAUCAGUAUCUGCCAUCUCACCGAACGACGCGUCACCGAACAACGCCGAUUCGACAUCAUCCACUGCAGUGGUUCCGCCAACACUUCGACCUCGAGGUUACGUGCCCCCAUCAGCGAGGACCCAGCAAGGAACACAGCACCCAGCCCAUACUGCUGCUUCUCCAGGGCCAACGUCGUCAAGUUAUCAUCAGCAGUCGCAAGCUCAACAACAUUCGCAUGCAUCUGGUCCAUUCUCUCAUAUGCCGCCCUAUCUUGAAGAACAUGACAAUGGCGCCUAUAGUGCUUCACUAGCUACAACGCCUGCCCAGUCAUCGUCGGCCAACUUUGUAGCAACUGGCACGCCGUCUUCACGCUCGAUGAAUGCGGGAACCCCCAGAUAUGGGCGCCCUCUUCCGCAGCGGCUAGAGCUUGCUCGGCGAGCACAUUUCCACGCCCAUCCACACAACCAGCAGGCUGCGCAGGCCAUCGUGGAGGCUCAUAUGCAGCUGCAACGCCAGCGCUUGCUCCGUCAGCGCCAGGGGCUUGGUACCAACCCCACGAAGCCAUCCGCAAGUCUUGACAAUGCGAAAGACGGCCGCCCCGAACCAAAAGAGGCGCACGAAAUGCGAGUAUCACUCGAAUGCAAGGUUUGCUUCACCCAACUCGUUGAUACGGUACUGCUUCCUUGCGGCCAUGCUGUCCUCUGUCGAUGGUGUGCCGAGAUCCAAAUUCCAAGCAGCGUCCUGGAACGAGGCGUGCUUGGGGGUCAGCCCCCGUGUGUGAUAUGCCGAGCGCCUGUGAGGCAAAAGAUGCGGAUCUUCCUUUCUUAA